Molecule: messenger RNA, 975 nt
Organism: Trichophyton benhamiae CBS 112371
Lineage: Eukaryota; Fungi; Ascomycota; Eurotiomycetes; Onygenales; Arthrodermataceae
Exons: 2
Coding region: 1-975 (324 amino acids)
Biological process (GO): fungal-type cell wall organization
Cellular component (GO): cell cortex of cell tip; plasma membrane
Source: RefSeq, a predicted model, not a curated record
AUGCCGCCUCCUGUCCUUUCAAAGCUAUGGCCCGGUCCCCCAGAGUCGAGCGAGAAAGCUCCCAGACAGAGCUUUCUGGCUCGCCGGCCGGCUAUACCGCAUCGCAUCCUCCACUCCCUCAUAUACUUCGUUGCGUUCGUUAUGCUGCUGCUCGUGCAGAUAGGCAAUCUAUCAGACCGACUCGUCCUGCGAGAUAUCUAUUUCCUCAAGAUCGAUCUCUCCAACAUCGUUCCUCUGACUGUUCCCAAUGCUGUACUCAUCAACAGUAUCGCCCGAACUAUAGGGCUGCAUGAUUUCUACCAGGUUGGCCUCUGGGGCUUCUGUGAAGGAUACGGAGACGGUUCCGGCAUCACUCGCUGUUCCAAGCCAAAGCCGACAUAUGCCUUUAACCCAGUUGAAAUUAUUACCAGUGAACUACUGGCCGGCGCCACAAAGACCCUGCUGAUCAUCCCAGUUGUUUUGCCUAGUGGAAUCACCCGUGCCCUGAACAUCGCCCGCGUAGCUUCAAACUGGAUGUUCGGCUUCUUUAUCACUGCUACCAUCCUCACAUUCCUUUGCAUGAUCCUAACUCCCUUCUCCAUACCCUCGUCAGCAGCCAUUCUCUCGGCGCCAAACUAUUCCUCCUACUACCGCGCAAAGAAAAGAGCCGCACCAAGCAAGAUCGCGAUCCCCAUCGCCAUUCUUGCAUGGGGUGCCUGGUUCACUGCCUCUGCUGGAGCCGCCGUUGCAACGGUCAUGUUCGUCAUCUUCCAGGUCGUCUUCGAGAAUAACGCUGCAGACCUCAAUGUCCAUGCCGAACUAGGCAUUGCGAUGAUGGCGCUGAUGUGGAUCCCCGUUGCUCUUGUUACCAUUGGAUUCCUCCUACAACUCCGAAAGUUGACUGGCUCGUGCCGCAACUGCUGUUAUUACUGCUGUUGCUGCUGUCUUUUCCCAUCCGCUAGGAAAGCCCAUGAAAACUCCAAGAUUACAAGAUAG